ACUUCUGCCUAUACGAUGACAAAGCUGUGAACAGUAUAAAGGGCGAGACUCACAUUUUGCUCUUCGCUCUCUCUUUCUCUCUCUAGAUGUUGAUGGUGUGAGAAAAAGAAGAGAUUAACGUGUGGAAAUGGAGAAGUUCUUGAAGGACGUCGAGGUGGAGUACAAGAAUCCAUCGGAGGAGGCUAUAAGGAGAUGGAGAAGCGCCGUCGCGCUCGUCAAAAACCCUCGCAGAAGGUUUCGAUUAGUCCCCGAUCUCGCCAAGCGCUCCGAGGCCGAAAAGAAGAAGCUUCAAAUCCAGGAAAAGAUUCGAGUUGCUCUUUAUGUUCAAAAAGCAGCACUGCAGUUCAUUGAUGCUGGUGAUCGUGGAUCUAUUGAAAAGCCAGGUCAUGAUGAACUCCAGCUCCCAGAAGAUGCCAGAAUGGCAGGUUUUAGCAUUCACCCAGAUGAACUUGCAUCUAUUACACGUGCCCAUGAUAUUAAGGCCUUGGAAAGCCAUGGUGGAAUUCAUGGGAUUUUAAGGAAAGUCAAUGUCUCGGUAGAUGAAGGUGUCAAGGAUAGUAAUAUACCAAUUAGACAAAAUGUUUAUGGCUUAAACCGUUACAAGGAGAAACCUCCCCGAACUUUUUGGGUGUUUGUCUGGGAAGCACUACAGGACUUAACACUAAUGAUCCUUAUGGUCUGUGCUGUGGUUUCUAUUGGAGUUGGAAUUGCCACUGAAAGCUGGCCCAAAGGCACGUACAAUGGUCUGGGAAUUUUAAUUAGUAUAAUUCUAGUGGUUAUGGUUACCGCCAUUAGUGACUACAAGCAGUCUUUGCAAUUCAAGGAUUUGGAUAGGGAGAAGAAAAAGAUUUUUGUUCAGGUCACUAGGGAUGGAAAAAGACAAAAAGUUUCCAUUUACGACUUGGUUAUUGGAGAUAUUGUGCUUUUGUUGAUUGGGGACCAAGUUCCAGCUGAUGGACUUUUCAUAUCUGGGUACAGUUUGCUGAUUGAUGAGUCAAGCUUGUCAGGUGAGAGUGAGCCAGUGAAUGUAUCUGAAGGGAAGCCUUUUCUUCUUUCCGGAACUAAAGUGCAGGAUGGGUCAUGUAAAAUGCUAGUGACUACAGUUGGUAUGAAGACUGAAUGGGGAAAGUUGAUGGAAACUCUGAGUGAAGGAGGAGAAGAUGAGACCCCACUGCAGGUGAAGCUUAAUGGUGUCGCUACAAUUAUUGGUAAAAUUGGUUUGACUUUUGCAGUGUUGACAUUUUUGGUAUUGACAGUAAGAUUUUUGGUGACAAAAGGACCUAACAACGAGAUCACUGAUUGGUCUUCAACUGAUGCCGUAACCCUUUUGAGCUACUUUGCUAUUGCGGUAACUAUAAUUGUUGUUGCAGUUCCCGAAGGAUUACCAUUAGCAGUGACGCUGAGCCUUGCUUUUGCAAUGAAAAAAUUGAUGAAUGACAGGGCACUUGUAAGGCAUCUCUCAGCAUGUGAGACAAUGGGUUCUGCUAGUUGUAUUUGCACAGAUAAAACUGGAACAUUAACUACAAAUCAUAUGGUAGUUACCAAAGUAUGGAUGUGUGAAAAAUCUGUAGAUGUAAAAGAAAAUGACAGUAAAGAAACAUUGAUAUCAGAAAUAUCUGGAGCAUCAAGCAUCCUUUUGCAGGUUAUAUUCCAAAAUACAAGUUCUGAGGUUAUUAAGGAUGAUGGAAAGAUCUCCAUUUUGGGAACACCAACAGAGUCAGCACUAUUAGAGUUCGGUUUACUUUUAGGUGGGGAUUUUGAUACCCUGCGCAGAGAGGUUAAGAUUCUUAAGAUCAGACCUUUCAAUUCUGUCAGGAAGAAAAUCUCUGUGCUUGUAGCUUAUCCUCAUGGUGGAACACGAGCUUUUUGCAAAGGUGCAUCAGAAAUAGUACUGGGAAUAUGUAACAAGUACAUUGACUCUAAUGGGGAAUCUGUUCAUCUCUCCAGAGAAAUGGUAAAGAAUAUCACGGAUGUCAUAAAUUCUUUUGCCUGUGAAGCAUUGAGAACUCUCUGCUUAGCUUUUAAGGAUAUAGAUGACUCUUCCAUCGAAAAUGGCAUCCCAGAUGAUGGCUAUACAUUGGUAGCAGUUGUCGGUAUUAACGACCCUGUGAGCCCGGGGGUCAGGGAGGCAGUUCAGACUUGUUUAGCUGCUGGAAUCACUGGUGACAAUAUAAAUACAGCUAAAGCCAUCGCUAAAGAAUGUGGCAUACUCACAGAGGGUUGUAUAGCAAUUGAAGGACCUGAGUUUCGUAGCAUGUCUCUAGAGAAGAUGAAAACUGUGAUACCGAAGAUACAGGUAAUGGCCCGGUCUUUACCGUUGGAUAAGCACACAUUGGUAAAAAAUUUAAGGGAUGAAUUUGGUGAGGUUGUUGCUGUGACUGGUGAUGGGACUAACGACGCUCCCGCUUUGCAUGAGUCAGACAUUGGACUUGCUAUGGGCAUAGCAGGAAUAGAGGUUGCCAAAGAAAAUGCCGAUGGCAUCAUAUCGGAUGACAAUUUUAAAACUAUAGUAAAUGUGGCCAGAUGGGGACGUUCAGUGUACAUAAACAUUCAAAAGUUUGUGCAGUUCCAGUUAACAGUUAACGUUGUUGCUCUAAUGAUCAAUGUUGUUUCUGCAUGUGUCUUAGGAUAUGCUCCCCUUACAGCGGUGCAACUGCUCUGGGUGAAUAUGAUUAUGGACACUCUUGGUGCUUUGGCACUGGCAACAGAGUCUCCAAAUGAUGGACUUAUGAAAAGGCCCCUAGUUGGGAGGGGUACCAACUUCAUCACCAAGGCUGUGUGGAGAAAUAUCAUUGGUCAGAGUAUCUAUCAACUGGCUGUCCUUGGAGUUCUCAAUUUCUCUGGGGAGAAGCUACUAGGACUAACUGGUUCAGAUGCAACUGAGGUUCUCAACACUGUGAUAUUCAACGCAUUCGUGUUUUGCCAGGUGUUUAAUCAGAUAAACAGUCGCGACAUAGUAAAGAUUAACGUAUUCCAUGGAAUGUUCGACAGCUGGGUAUUUCGAAUCGUCAUGGUUUGCACAGCAACCUUCCAGUGGGACCCAAAAACUCACAGGCCAGCAAGGCGAGAGCUUUCUCCGGUCGAGCAAAGGGCAGUGCCCAGAACACCCAGAGAGAGCUUUCCUGAAGCCAGUAUGCAGACCAAGGCCAGCAAGGCAGGCAAGAGCUGGUCGAGCAAAGGGGCAGUGCCCAGAGCACCCUCAGAGAGCUCUCCUGACACCAAUAUGCAGAUUGAUAUCUCCUCAGAUUCCAAUGGAACAACCUGUGCUGUCGUUCGGUAUAAAAAAGGAUUCCUUUUCGUUACUGAUGGACGCCGCACAAAAUCUCUAGAAAAUGAUGAAAGAAAAAUCAUCUGUGAUGAUGUCAUAAAAUUCAGGUAUGUUUGCAAAGAUCAGUUUGGACACGACAUAUGUUCUGUUUCGGCGGGAUCGGUAAAAACGAUAGGCCGUCUCUGGAAACGUGUGCUAGAGUGUGAAUUGAGUCCUCGUACUGUUUCUGAAGUAGUAGAUCUUGUUCAGAAGACACUGAUGACAGUAUACAGUCUGAAGGAUUUCAAAUCUGGUGAAACGUGUUCAAUAAUCAUUGCUGGAGGACUUGGACAAGAGAUUUUCCAUGUUGGUGGUCGCUUAGCAAAUAUGCCUCAUUAUAUAAGUUGCGCCUACCAUGUCAUAGGUUCAGGAUCCCGAUUAGUAAACGCUGCAUUGGAAGUACUUUACUCUGAUCAACAUGAUGAAGGGACACUUGUAAGGACUGUUGAGAAAUCAUAUCUGUUUGCUAGUUUGCAUGAUCAAUCUACAGGAGGGUUUAUUAAAUUUUAUAAUGUUCAUGGUGAAAUACAUCAGCACCUAUUCACUAAACACACUCUCGAAUUAUACAGAGACAUAUAUGCAGAUCAUAUUAAACCGGACGAGGUAGCGGUGCUUAUCUUCUCUAAGGACUUUGAUAAGAAGCGUAUUCAUAAGUGUUUCCACAGGGAGACAGUUUUGAGGCACGCUCAUGUGUUGGGCUACGUGAGAGGCUAUCAAGUGAAUAGAGUGGUAUUGAAAAGGACAGAUUAUGAGAACCACCUAUGUACUGUUCGGUUUGUAAAAGAAAAGUUACUUAGCAGUGGAUAUGUACCUGAGUGUAAAGAUUCCGUGAUUAAAGAUUUCAAUUUUUCUUUUUACAAGCUGAGCCAAAAACAUAGGAAAGGGCUUUACUAUUUUACAGAGGUUUCUAGGGAUAUAUUAAAGGAUCUGGUUCCACAAGGGAUGGUGGAAGGAUUAAUUGGGAGAAAUGCAUAUCACCCUGGAAGAGAACAAAGUCUAGAGAAUGUGGAAAGACGACUUGUGGUAAAAACUGGUCCUAAAGAAUCCCCAGGGCUAGAGGAUGUGCUGAAUGAAUUUCUUGGAGAAGAACCAAUGCCAGAGGAAGUGCCAGGGGAUGUUUAUGAUGAACUGGAAAUCAAUCAACUGGAGGUCCCUGCUCGUGCUGUGCUACCCUACCUCAUUAGUGAAGGAAGAUGUGGAGAUUUAUAAUUCCCUCCGCCUCCAUGAAGUUGAGGAGCAGCAGCAGCUUACAUGCCAGCCAGAGGCCCGCAAUUUAGUAUUUAGGAGGACGUCUAGUUUGAAGUUAAUUUCCAUGUGUUGUAGUCUUUAAAUGGUUAGAUUGUAUCGAAUAUCUAUCAGUAAUCAUGUCCUGACUGACUGCGUGCAUUAAUGAAUGAUUAUAAUUUCGGAGCUUUCAGUGCAGGGCUGUUAAUAUUUUUUCCUGAACUCUUGAUUAUUCUAACGAUCCAGGGCAGGGCAGUGCAGUGACAGGAAGCUAACCAGGAAUCCAACAGCUUGAUUUUUCAUCCAUGAUAAAAUAAUGUUCCCACCCCCUGAUUUUUCAGCCACGAACCGAACAGCAGCAUCUAUGGCUUGUCCUACUGGGAAGCAUCCAGGUCAGUUAAAAGAUGAUGUAACAUCACCUGGUGGAACUACCAUUGCUGGCGUCCAUGAGUUGGAGAAGGGUGGAUUUCGUGGAAUAUUGAUGACUGCAGUCCUCGCUGCUGCCGAGCGCAGCCAAGAAUUUUCUCAGAGCUAGGCAUAGAUAGUGACUUUCAUAUUUCAACACAUAUUCAUGACAUUGCAAUGAAAUCCAAUUUUUGUUCUCUUCCGUAGCUUAGGGGAUAAACAAAUCAUUUUCAGAGAAUAUUAUUAGACUGCAUUCUUCUGAAUUGAAGGUUGAUUGAAUUACAGGUAAAUUUACCAUCGCACCAGUGUCUGGAGGCUCAUAUUCUCCUGUCAAACCUCAAGUUGUUAAAAUGUAGUUUCAGUGGAGGCCGCUUCUUUCAAGAAAGAAACUGCUUGUUUCAGUUGUUGCUGGAGUCAAAUUGAAAGAUCUGCAGGACAAUCCCAAUUUCGAGGGUGAAACAUGUAGGAUAUGCAUGAAUGCAAUAAUCGACAGGGGUGUUCUCGAUUGCUGCCAGCAUUGGUUCUGUUUCUCAUGCAUUGACAAUUGGGCUACCAUUACAAACCUCUGCCCGCUUUGCCAGAAUGAAUUUCAAAUGAUCACAUGUGUUCCGGUAUACGAUACUAUUGGGAGCCGCAAAGCGGACGAGGACUCAACUUAUAGGUACUUUCAUAAUUAUGGAUAAUGUGUUUAAGUCUAUUGGUGAGGGUUCUUUAUUCACAUUUAUAUGCGGCACAUGUUCCCAAUUUGGAAGUUUGGUUUGUAAAACUUAACUUAUUUCAUUUUGGUUGCAUGCACUUUUAAUUAAAUAGUUUGGUAGACAAAUACAAUUGUGAACUUAAGCUUAA
Messenger RNA from Malus domestica (apple), 5782 nucleotides. The record is from RefSeq and is a predicted model, not a curated record. Lineage: Eukaryota; Viridiplantae; Streptophyta; Magnoliopsida; Rosales; Rosaceae.